AUGAACUUGCAAGUGAAUAACUUCAAUAAUCAGGAGCAUCAAAGGAAGAACUAGCAGAACUCAAUGUAGCAAAAGAACAUUACCACCACUGAUGGAGCAGAUUCGCAGGUCAAUCAGUACACUAACAGAUCAAAUACAGCCAAAGGCACUGGCAGGAACAAUAAAGAGAAAGAAUCUUUGUACCAGACACCUGAUUAAGAUGGCAACCUAAGAGCAUACAAUGAAAUAGAUGACUCUACUGCAGAAGAUUAAAGAUCAGGCAUCAAGUAGUCCAAAAAGAAGAACAAGCAGAGUUUCAAUAAGAAUUUCAUGGAGAUGAACAAGCAGGUCAAAACAUUGAAAGAGAUUUAUUCAGAAAAUUCUCAGAAAAAGAAAGAAAGAAUGUCUGAGGUAAUGUAGAGAAAGAGUCAGAAUUCCUGGAUGGGAGUGAGUAUGAUGCUUACUAGAAAAGAAAGUCCAUCAAGAGCAUCAGACUGGAACAGUAUGCAACUCAAGCAGAAACUCAUGGAGCAAUAACCAUCUCAAACAGGUGCUAAAAACUAAAGCAAUACAUUCAUAAUUGAUCAUGAAACAGCAGCUAAUAAUGUAGAAGCCAAAUAGAUGAAUGCUUUUUCAACUAAUCCAAAGGAGAAAGCUUGGUUCAAGACAAAUGCAUCUGAAAUCAUGCAACUUAGCAGUGUGAAGACUCUCGAUGUACCCAAGGGUGAAGAAUCAGCAGUGCUUCCCUGCAAGAAAAACGGAGUGCAGGACAAGCAUAACCUUAACUACAGCAAGGCUUAUGAGAAUUCUAAUUAUGUGAAGGAAGGUGAUAUCCCUGAUUAAUACAAAUCUCACAGAGAAGUCAAGCCUGUUGUUCACAAUAUUAACAAUCACCAAGUCCAAAGUCAAAGACUUAAGAACCUCUCUUCAAAUGUGUUUUGA
Messenger RNA from Stylonychia lemnae, 921 nucleotides. The record is from the annotation of a GenBank genome assembly. NCBI's taxonomy places the organism in Eukaryota, Ciliophora, Spirotrichea, Sporadotrichida, Oxytrichidae.